Penicillium daleae is the source of this 1398-nucleotide messenger RNA. Its product is annotated as C6 transcription factor. Gene Ontology annotation, biological process: DNA-templated transcription. Gene Ontology annotation, molecular function: DNA-binding transcription factor activity, RNA polymerase II-specific; DNA binding; zinc ion binding. Bases 1 to 1398 code for a protein of 465 amino acids. The record is from RefSeq and is a predicted model, not a curated record. Lineage: Eukaryota; Fungi; Ascomycota; Eurotiomycetes; Eurotiales; Aspergillaceae. Gene Ontology annotation, cellular component: nucleus. The transcript has 3 exons.
AUGUCCAAAACCGGCAUUGGAAACAGGCCUUAUCGCUCCCACAAGGUCAGAGCUUGCGAUACGUGUCGAAAACGCAAGGCGCGAUGCACAGUGGACAUUCCACAUCAACCAUGUAUUACAUGUCGUGUGCAAGGCACCAAUUGCCUAUAUGAGGAUUCGUUCCGAGGCGAACAUCUCAAGCGACCGUCGAUUCACAAAGUGACCGAGACAUUACAAAGUCCAGCGGUGGCUAAGAGAGACUCCAAGGCCCGGACUCUAUGGAAUCGUGAACUCGACUCUAUCUUUAUGAUAGGUCCCAUGGAAGCAGAAGACGCGCAUGUCAUCGAUGCCUACAUCUCCCAGGAAAAUUCUGAUGGCAUCACGAACGGUUUGAGCACUAUAUAUCCAAGCAUACCAAACAGCCCUGCGCUUGAUGCCACUGUGCCCCCGAAACCGCACGGUGGACGGGUGAGAGGACCACCCGGGGAGGCACAGCGAGACACACUACAGCACAUUAUUGGUCCAAUACGACAUGACUUGGUCAGGCUAUUUGUCAAGCAAUUUAAUGCUGCAUUCCCGUGCAUUGAGAUACGAUCAUUCUGGAAUAGUUAUAUUGCAGAUCGUACGAACGGUCCGUCUUCAUCACUUCUAUGCCAAAUAUACUCGGCAUCAUUGCAGUAUUGGAAGUACAUUCCGGGAUUAUCUGGCCGUCCCAAGCCUGAAGCCUUGUAUGUAUUCAAGCUGUCCACGGAUGCUUUGGAUGAAGAUUUUACAGAGCCUGGUAUAUCCACGAUCAAUGCAGCAUUGGUCAAUCUCGCCGUUGGGCCGAUUCACUCUGUAUCGAACCGUGCCAUCACCUGUGGUCGUAUGGUAUCUCUGGCUUACUGCCUAGGAUUGAACGCCGAUCCUAUAAGUUGGAACAUCUCUGAAGACGAGAGAGACCAAAGAAUCAGACUUUGGUGGUGUCUUUUAAUCCACGAUCACUGGGGAAGCCUUGCAUAUGGAGUACCUCCACACAUAUCGAAGGGGCAAUACGACGUACCCAUUCCGAUGUCACAGAGCCUAUCUUGGAAAGAUCCCAUGGAAUCAGGAGAUCUUGCAAGUACCGACUGCUUUAUUUCACUCUGCCGUCUCACAGAGAUAUUGGGAGGUAUAUUGCCUUUUAUAUUUGAGAAAGUACCAAGAACGACAAUGCUCUAUGAUUUAAAAAGACUGAGACAGAUUUUGGUAGACUUGGACAUCUGGGAAGAUUCAUUGCCCACGUCAAUCAAACCGAAUGAGUGUCUUGGUUAUGGGUCGCAUCAAACUAUUGGGUUGAACAAUUUGCGCUUAGCAUUUCUUUACACGAAAAUGCUUGUUUACCGAUUGCAAUUCAAUGUGAGUGUACUCUGGCUUGCGGGUCGUGAGAGCAAAAGUUGA